Molecule: messenger RNA, 805 nt
Organism: Arachis stenosperma
Lineage: Eukaryota; Viridiplantae; Streptophyta; Magnoliopsida; Fabales; Fabaceae
Product: preprotein translocase subunit SECE1
Exons: 2
Coding region: 48-545 (165 amino acids)
Cellular component (GO): chloroplast thylakoid membrane
Source: RefSeq, a predicted model, not a curated record
AUUCAUCGAUCAGCGAGCACAACAGCACAAGAAAGAGAGAAGAGGCAAUGGCGCUGCAAGCUCACUCUCCUUCACGCUUACUCUUACACUCGCAGUCUCCGUUACAGUCAACACAAACUCCUUCCACUCUCACACUCUCACUCACUGCCGCCUUCAACCCCAAACCCCUCACUCUCUCUUUCUCACGGCGUCGGCAGAGGAGUAUUACGGUGUCCCCAGUGGUGGAGGAAAGCCAGGAGAGUUCCGAACCGGAAGCGGAAGCAGAAGCAGAAGCAGAAGAGAAAGAAGUGACGGUGGCCGAAGAGCUGAAGAAGGCGAUGCAGGAGAGAAGAGAGAAAGAAGGAGAAGAAGAGUUUUGGGGCGGAGUAGGGCGAGAGAUCAGGGAGAUCGAGUGGCCACCCUUUGGGAAGGUGCUGGGCACCACCAGCGUUGUUAUCAGCGUCAUCUUUGGUUCCAGCGUCGUUUUGCUCACUCUCAAUGCUCUUCUCGCUGAGCUUUCUGACCGCGUUUUCGCCGGCAAAGGGGUUCAGGAUUUCUUCACCUAAGUCACUCAUAGCCAAUCAAAAUGCUUGCUUUGGAUCACUAGCUACGUCUAUUCGAUCCUAAGUCAUUUCAGCCGUUGUUGCUGUGAUUAUCAACAAUGUUGCUGCUGCUUGGGUGUCAUCGGAGUUGCUGCAGCUGCCACGGAUUAGGAUAAAGGGUUUGUUGCAUUUAACAAUUUUUACGAGUUUCAACUGAUAGAGGGAUGAAUUUUAAAUUAGAGCUCUCAAUUUAUGACUGCCUAUAAAGUUUAAUUAAUAAGUGC